GUUGCCGACCCCUCAUCUCAUGGAAUCAAAAGUUACACAUAUUAAUUCAACACUUCUACCAGAAUUGAUAGGAGAUAUUUCCGGAGAUUUCUAAACAACUUUAUUUUUUAAAAAAAAUUACUUUUGAAUUUUAAUCUUCUUUUAAAAAGAAAAAAGAUAGAAAGUUAUAUAGGUUUAGAUCUUAAAAGAACUUUAAUGCGAGAAGAAAGAUAUAUGGAUGCGGAAGAAGUGCAAAUGGAGGAUUUAGAAGCUCAACAAAAGAAGACAAUGGAAUCUGAUCGAACCAAAAUUCAGAAAAAGGCUAAGCAACCCGUUACAUUGAAGUUUAAGGAUGUGGUGUACAAGGUGAAAUUUCAAAUACCGAGCAAUAAAAAGGUUAAAAACACUACAGAUUCACCAUUGCGAGAGCGGAUCAUACUAAAUGGGAUUUCGGGUGUGGUAAAGCCCGGCGAAAUGCUAGCAAUGCUCGGUCCUUCAGGAAGUGGUAAAACCACCCUUUUAACGGCCUUAGGUGGUCGACUAGGCGGCCACCUCAAAGGAACCAUUACAUACAACGGGAAGCCAUUCUCGAACCAAAUGAAACGAAACACCGGUUUUGUGACACAAGAUGAUGUGCUCUAUGCUCAUUUAACUGUCACGGAAACACUAGUAUACACUGCACUAUUAAGACUACCAAACACAUUUACCAAAGAACAAAAGAUUGGUGUAGCUGAGGAUGUUAUGCUCCAAAUGGGCCUAACUAGGUGCAAGAAUAGUAUUAUUGGGGGCCCGUUUAUGAGGGGCAUUUCUGGUGGUGAGAGGAAGAGGGUUAGUAUUGGGCAAGAGAUGUUGAUUGACCCGAGCCUUUUGUUCCUCGACGAGCCUACAUCGGGCUUGGAUUCAACUACGGCCCAACGAAUCGUGUCUACGUUGUGGGACCUAGCACAAGGAGGGAGGACAGUUGUGAUGACUAUACAUCAACCUUCAAGUAGGUUGUUCUACAUGUUUCAUAAGGUCUUAUUGUUGUCUGAAGGUAACUCUUUGUAUUAUGGUAGUGGUUCUGAUGUUAUGGACUACUUUCAAAGUGUUGGGUACGUCCCCAAAGUUCCGAUGAAUCCGGCUGAUUUUCUCCUAGACCUCGCAAAUGGGGUUUCACCGGAUGAGUCAGAAGAUCAAGUCAUGGUAAAAGAAAGGCUAAUUGUGGCAUCCAAGAACCAUAUAGCAACCAAAUUGAAAGCAGAAUUGCAAGAAGAAGACGGUGUGGUUGCUGAUCAUAAUAAGAAUGAGUCUAAUACGAACGUUGGGAAGUGGCCAACUACUUGGUGGCAACAAUUCACCGUACUUCUUCAAAGGGGUAUGAAAGAGCGAAAGCACGAAUUUUUCGACGUCCUUAAGAUCACACAAGUCAUUGUUGUAGCUUUCCUAGUAGGACUUUUAUGGUGGCAGUCCAAGAUCACACACUUACAGGACCAGAUUGGACUUCUAUAUUUCUCAACCGGAUUUUGGGGGUUCUUCCCAUUAUUUCAAGCCAUCUUCGCAUUCCCACCAGAACGUAUGGUACUCGCAAAGGAACGAUCAUCAGGAAUGUACAGACUAUCAUCUUAUUUCGUAGCACGAAUGGUUAGUGAUCUACCAAUGGAGCUCAUACUACCCACAAUAUACAUCGCCAUAACUUAUUUUAUGGGAGGACUCAAGUAUAAGGCCACAUGUUUCCUCUACUACUUGUUCUCUCUUCUCUUAAGCAUCAUGGUUUCGCAAGGCCUAGGCCUUGCGUUAGGAGCACUUGUCAUGGACCUUAAGGCCGCGACCACUUUAGGGUCAGUGCUCAUGCUUACAUUUCUCCUAGCAGGCGGCUUCUACGUUCAACACAUCCCUGCCUUUAUUAAAUGGAUUAGGUACUUAUCGAUUAUGAACUACAAUUACAAGCUGCUGCUCGGGUCGCAGUAUAAGCCAGGGGAGACUUAUCCAUGUGGUGAAGGUAAAUUGUGCUUGGUGGAAGAUUUUCCUUCUGUUAAAUCAGUAGGACUUAGAGGGCAGCUUGUUUCGGCGGUUGUUUUGAUCGUAAUGUUUGUUGUGUAUAGGGUCAUUGCUUAUGUUGCACUUAUGCGUAUUGGUGUAACGCGAAAGAUUAAGAAAGCCUAAAUAUUGUAUGCUUAGCAUUCUAUUAGUGAUUUUGGUAGUAUUUGGAUCUAUACUCUUCAACAAUAAUGUUUGCAAGAUUUUAUACAAUGUAUUAUAGUAGCUCUUACUGAAAAACAAACAUUUUGUUAUAUUGUUGUUGUCCUUGUUGAUAUUUAGACUAGUUUGAUGAAGAACAAAUAGUCUGACCUUUUUGUAUAUC
Messenger RNA from Chenopodium quinoa (quinoa), 2320 nucleotides. RefSeq names its product ABC transporter G family member 9-like. The record is from RefSeq and is a predicted model, not a curated record. NCBI's taxonomy places the organism in Eukaryota, Viridiplantae, Streptophyta, Magnoliopsida, Caryophyllales, Amaranthaceae. The transcript has 5 exons. Gene Ontology annotation, cellular component: membrane. The coding region runs from base 196 to 2121 and encodes 641 amino acids. Gene Ontology annotation, molecular function: ATP binding; ATP hydrolysis activity; ABC-type transporter activity.